This is a messenger RNA of Brassica napus (rape), 1119 nucleotides long. RefSeq lists its product as uncharacterized. The record is from RefSeq and is a predicted model, not a curated record. The coding region runs from base 1 to 1119 and encodes 372 amino acids. The transcript has a single exon. NCBI's taxonomy places the organism in Eukaryota, Viridiplantae, Streptophyta, Magnoliopsida, Brassicales, Brassicaceae.
AUGGUUUACGGAGAAUUGAUGGAAAAAGCAGAUUCUUUAGGAGAACUAAUCCGAAAAUUAGAAGGUCAAGUAGCUGAGAUAGCAACUGCAAUAAAGAGAGAUGCUGGAUGUCUUCCCGGAAGGACUGAUCUAAACCUAAGACGUCAAGGCAGUGCCGUAAUGCUGCGCAGCGAGAAAAACCUCGCAGCAGACACGAGGAAUAAUUCAGAUGUUGGAAAACCUGACGAUGCCGAUGAGACCGGGAAAAGCAACUCUCAUCCUGUUUUUCUUGACGAACUAGACCCAAAUCCAUCUCAAGACAACCGGAAAACCACCACUGAAAAAGCUAAGGAAAAGGCAAUAGACUUAGAACUAGAAGAAGAUACGGAGAUUGAGGAUGAGAUCGAUCGACAGUACAGAACUGACGUCGAUCGACCCAAAACAUCCACCAUCGAUCAACAACCGGAGAAACCCAUCGAUCGACGGUUUACUCAACCCAAACCCAUAAUUGAAAGAGUCUAUAGAACUUUACCCCCUUUUCCCCCUAAAACGCAAACUAAGAAAUCAUUAGAGAACGCAAUCUGCAAGAAAGCCUUAGAUAGGAUUUCUGUCGAGAUGUCUCUUAGCGAUGCUAUAAAAAUAGCACCUUCAAUUAAGAAGCAUAUAAAAGAUAUGACAUCUCCAAACUAUCCAAUCGCAGAACACAGCGUGAUGAUGAUUUCAGAAGAAGUAAGUGCUAUGAUUAAAGGAGAAACUCCAACAAAGAGAUCCGAUCAUGGUAGUUUCGUCCUAGAUUGUAAAAUAGAAAACACGCAUUUCCCUAGAUCACUAUGUGACCUCAGCUCUAGCGUGAACCUUAUGCCUUACUCUGUUGCUGUGACGUUAGGAUACAGAGAGUUUAUGCCAACUCCGAUCACCCUGGUUUUAGCUGAUAGAUCUAUUAGGGUACCCGAAGGAAUUCUCGAAGAUGUUCCCAUAAAGAUUAACGAUUGCAUCGUGCCUACGGAUUUUGUUGUGUUGAAAUACAGACAAGAACCCAUCAUUGACGUCAAGGAAGGACGAAUUAAUUUGAACAUAGGAGAUAUCUCGAUGACUUUUGAUAUGGAAAAACUGAUUAAGCGACUUCUAAUAGAUGACUAG